This is a messenger RNA of Danio rerio (zebrafish), 1261 nucleotides long. It is a transcript of the gene tpm4a, whose product is annotated as tropomyosin 4a. NCBI's taxonomy places the organism in Eukaryota, Metazoa, Chordata, Actinopteri, Cypriniformes, Danionidae. The record is from RefSeq and is marked provisional. Gene Ontology annotation, cellular component: cytoskeleton.
GCGGAGGGUGAUGUGGCAGCCCUGAACCGCAGGAUUCAGCUGGUGGAGGAGGAACUGGAUCGGGCUCAGGAACGGCUGGGAACUGCACUGCAGAAACUGGAAGAAGCGGAGAAAGCAGCAGACGAGAGUGAGAGAGGCAUGAAGGUAAUCGAGAACCGCGCCAUGAAGGAUGAGGAGAAGAUGGAGAUCCAGGAGAUGCAGCUAAAGGAGGCCAAGCACAUCGCCGAGGAGGCUGACCGCAAAUACGAAGAGGUGGCCCGUAAACUGGUGAUUCUCGAGGGUGAGCUGGAGCGCGCGGAAGAAAGAGCUGAAGUCGCUGAAUGCAAAGCUAGUGAUUUGGAGGAGGAAUUGAAAAACGUUACCAACAACCUUAAAUCCCUAGAGGCUCAGGCAGAGAAAUACUCAGAAAAAGAAGACAAGUAUGAAGAAGAAAUCAAAGUUCUUAGUGACAAGCUGAAGGAGGCCGAGACCCGUGCAGAGUUUGCAGAGAGGACAGUGGCCAAACUGGAAAAAUCCAUUGAUGACCUUGAAGAAAAAUUAUCUUCUGCAAAAGAAGAAAACCUGGGAAUGCACCAAGUGCUGGAUCAAACACUUCAGGAGCUGAACAGCUUAUAAAGCAAGACGAUGAGAGAAAACGACGUCCAUCUUAAAACAUUCCACAAAUACUCUCCUUCAUUCCAACUCGCAAACUAUUGAGCCCUAUUUUCUCACAGAAUAAUAAUUUAAUUUUUGGUCUGAGGUAUUUCUUUUAUGCUUUUUCUUUUCUCGACUUGGCUCGACAACUUUCAAAAAUUAGCCAAACGAUGAGGUGCUAUAUCUGAGUUUUCCUGUUUUAAGUAACUUAAUAAAUGUCAUACCUCAUGGGAAAGUGAACAUUCAUGUGCUCGAGCAAAAAAAAAAAUCACUUGAAGUUGUGCUAUUGUGUAUUCUGAAGAACCGAAGAAGUUAUGAAGGCGUUUGAAGCGCAGUUUGGCGUUUUUCAUAAUUACAACAUGCGCGCCAUCUACUGGUCAACAUGCUGCAUUGCAGUUCAUUACUCCAUUGAUAAUGCACCAUGGUAUGUAUACAUUUAUAUUAAAGUACCAGGUUAACUUUGUGGAGCCAACACAAAAUGAAGACCAAACAAAGACCAAAGAAAUAUUAGCUAUUCCUGAAACUUUUUUUGUGAAUUUUCUUUUUUUUCCCCUGUCAAAUGAGUAUUUCAAAAUGCCUCAAAAGUUUCUUUUUCCACUUUCUGUGUAAUAAAUUUUUAUAAAAAGUC